Messenger RNA from Microstroma glucosiphilum, 321 nucleotides. RefSeq names its product 60s ribosomal protein l34-b. The transcript has 2 exons. Gene Ontology annotation, cellular component: ribosome. Gene Ontology annotation, molecular function: structural constituent of ribosome. Gene Ontology annotation, biological process: translation. Lineage: Eukaryota; Fungi; Basidiomycota; Exobasidiomycetes; Microstromatales; Microstromataceae. The annotation marks the transcript as partial. The record is from RefSeq and is a predicted model, not a curated record.
AUGGCCGAGCGAGUUACUCUGCGCAAGCGCACCCCAUACAACACCAAGUCGAACCGUCGUCGUGUCGUCAAGACUCCCGGCGGAAAGCUUCGUUACCUGCACAUCAAGAAGUUGCCUACUUCCCCCAAGUGCGGUGACUGCCACACUGCCCUCCCCGGUAUCAAGGCUCUGAGGCCUAGGGAGUACGCCACCAUCUCCAAGACUGGAAAGACGGUGCAGAGGGCUUACGGUGGAAGCAGGUGUGCCAACUGCGUGCGAACCAGGAUCAUCCGAGCUUUCCUCGUCGAGGAGGCAAAGAUCGUCAAGCAAGUGGUCAAGGCU